AUGAAUUAAAAUUAGUAAAAUAGUAAAAACCCAUCAGAUUUGAGAUAGGGGGAAUAUAUUAGAGGAUAAAUGUUUGAAGUUAAAUAAAGAUCUUUUAAAAAAAUGGAAAGCGGAGAAGAAUUAAUUAUAAAUUUUGAAAGUUCUCAUACUUCUAUUUAAAAAAAUUUAGAGAAUAUUAAUAAUAAUCAUCAUAAUGAAAAAGGGGAAAUAGUUUUCGAUAUGAAUACUUUUAGGAAAAACUUUGAAGAGGAACUCAAUACAAAAGAUUACUCACCUAUUUCUAAGAUAAAAGGGUCUCCAAGCAAAACUUUUAUUUAGUAGGAUGUAGAUUCUAAUGAGUAAAAGGAAUUAAAUUUGAAAAAAAGUAGUGAAAUUUAAAGCAGUUAACAAAGCCCUUCAAGCUCUAAGUAAAGUGAUUAAAUUAAUGAAAAUUCAUCAAUGAAACAGUCUAAAAAUAAAGAGAGUGAGAGAAAAAAUACAUUUGAAGCAUUUAAUAAAAAUGAAACUCUGAUGAUUAGGAUGCUUUCAGAUGAUUAAUAUUAAAACAAGAAAAUUGAGAAAAUAAUUGAGCCUAUUAAAUCUAUUAAAUCGAAUCGUAGAAUAUUAAAUGAAAGUAACACUCCAGUUGCUAGAGGAUUUACACAAAAGAAGAAACCUCUAGAUGAAAUUUGGAAGAAAAAAGGUCUUAAUAUACUAUUUCAUGUAAAAAAGUACAUAAUGCUAUUAAAAAACAUAUCAUCUCACAAUAACUUCAGAUCUCUAAGCAAAAAUUAGUUUGAAAUAAUAAAUGAUAAGGCUAACUAUUAUAGCUUCUACAAAUACAAUAAUUAUUUAGUUAAUGCACAAACUUCUUUUAUAGAAAAAAUUGCAUUUAUGGGAAGGUAAAGAAUUAAAUUCUUGAACUCAAAAUUAAUUUAGAUAAUUUAUAAUUAUUUUAUAAAUAACUUGAUCAUAAUAAACCCAGAAUCAGUUUACAAAUUAUUGUGGGAUGGCUUUGUACUAUUUUUGCUUGUAAUAAAUAUUUUCUAUGUCCCCCUCAAAAUUGCGUUCUAAGACAGUGGAGGAUUAUAAUGGCCUUAUUUAUUGACUGUUUUCUUAAAUGAUAUUCCUGGAUGGGUGUUUCUUGGUGAUAUAAUUUUAAACUUUUUUACUGCUUUCUACAAAAAGGGAGUUAUUAUUAUGGAAUUUAAAACAAUAGCAAAAUGGUAUUUUAAAAACUAAUUCUUCUUCGACUUGUUUGUAUUCUUGCCAUUUAUUCUAUCGAAAUACUUUGCUAUAAAAUAUCUUGAUGCUAUUUUGAUCCUGCGUUUUAACAAGAUACUAAAAAUAGUCAACAAUUACUUCGACUUACUUAACUUAAAAAGUGAUUAGGCAGCUAUAUUUGAUUUAAUUAAGCUCAUCUUUUUGAUUUUAUUUAUAGCUCAUUUUUGUGGAUGCGCAUUCUAUCUUGUAUCUUAUAUUGAAAUAUAAUAUGGAGACUACUCUAACUGGCUUACACAUUCAUUUAAAAUUACAGAUCCGAAUUCUUCAGAUUGGUUUCCAUGCUAUAUAGCUUCAUUUUAUUGGGCUGUUAUUACUAUGAUUACAGUUGGUUAUGGUGAUAUUACUCCAACAACUACUGUAGAGAGAAUUUUUGUUAUUUUAAUUUGCCUUGUGGGCUGUGGUGUUUUUGCUUAUAGUGUAAACUCAAUAGGUUCUAUUAUAAGUGCAAUAACAUAGAAAUCAACUAAUUUUAGAUAAAAAAUGUCUCUACUAACAAUUCAUAUGAAAAAAAGAGGACUCAACACUGAAUUGUAAAUGAAAGUCAAAAAAUACUUUGAAUAUUUAAAUGAUGAAAAAUUAGAAGACAACCAAGAAGGAGAAAAUAUGCUUAAGGAACUUGCCAGUUCUCUUAAGCAUGAAAUAGCUGUAGAUAUAUAUGGAAAAAUUUUAAACUAAAAAAAAAUAUUUUUCUUAAAUUUCACCUAACCUUUUUUAAUGGACUUAGCUCCAAAGUUGAAAGAAAAAAGACUGGGUCCUGAAGAAAUAAUCUACAAUGAAGGAGAAAGCUAACCUAGAAUAUACUUUGUUAUGAAAGGCAGUGUAAACCUAUUUAUAAAUGUAAAGAAAUCUAAUCAAUAACCUUACACAAUACUAAAAACUGUUUCAAAAAAUGGAGUUUUUGGAGAAUUAGGAUUUUUUUCAGGAAUGGUUUCGAAUCAUGGCGCCAUAACAACAAAUGUAGUUUCUCUAGUUUAUAUUAACAUAGAAGAUUUUUUGGAAGUAGUUAAACACCAUCCUUUAGAUCAUGAAAAAUAUAAAUUCUUAUCAGAUAAUUAUGUUAUUUAUAGUAGUUCAAGAGGUUUAGGUAGCUAAUGCUAAGGUUGUGGAAAGUUUACACAUUAAAUAGAUCAUUGCCCGUUAUUAAACUAUGUCCCAAACAAAGACUAAAUUAUUUAAAAGCAUAAAAGAACUGAGGAUUAAAUAAGAAUCAAAGAAUAUAAAAGAAAAAGAGAUAAAUCUUAAUCUCCUUGGAUAAUUGCUGAUAGCUUAAAAUAAGCAGUUCUAUAAUUAAUAGUAGAGGUAGAAGAAAUCAAGGAUAUAGAAGAUUUAUAUCACAGAUUAGAAGAAAUGGAGAAUAAUGAAGACGAUUAUGAUGAUGGUAAUAGCAGCGAGCAUACUGAGAAAAAGUCUCAAAAAAAUUUAGAUGUAGCAUUUAACAUCAAAGACACUAAGAGCAUUACUCAGAAGCAAGAGGAAAAGGGAGAAAUAGAAUUAAUCAAUAAAAUUAUACGAAGAGGAAGAAGAUAAUAAACAUAUAGGAAAGUUUAAGUAUAAACUAUACAGCACAAAGCUAGUUUUACUAUUUAAGCUGAUAACAUAAAAAGUUAACCAGUUUAAAGAAAGUAAAGUGAAGUUUUAGAUGAUUCUUUGAAUCUACAUUAAGAAGAUUAACAGAUUAGCAAUAGUACAACUUCAUAUAAGGAUAUUAGAGCAUAGAUUAAAAGAGCUACUUUUAUUAAAAAAAUGUCAACCAGAAAAACAGGAGGUGGUAAUAAUAGCACAGCUUUAGAUGAAGAUAACUUAGGGCUUUUACCUGAAGCAGACUAUAGGAAGAUAUCUAUUAGAAAAGGAGCAGGAAAAACAUUCUAAAAUUCGGUUAUGAAUAAUUUAAUUCCAAAAUAAUUAACAAAUGCUGAAUUAGAAGAAUAAAGAAUAGAACAAGAAAAAAAUCUAAGAGUUUUCUCUAAAAUAUUAGACUUAGAUAUACCAAAAGAAUAUAAAUAAUACUAUCCAUUUAAUAAUAAAUCAAAUGUAAUUCUCUUAUAUAACUAGAGAUUAAGGGUAGUAUAAAAGUAAAAUUCUUCUUAAUAGCAAACAAAAAUAGAUAACCCAAGAAACAUAAAAGAAAUUUAUAAAAAUAUUAAAAAUAAAAGAAACUCAAUCUAAAUUUUAAACAAGUAAAAUUUCUCCUUUGGAAGUUAAUUAAUGACACCAAAAUCGUCAAGCAAUAGAAUUUUAAGGAAGUAGCCAGCAUUUAGUAAUUUUAGCUCUAAUAUUAAUAAUCAAAAUAAUAAUAAUAAUAAUAAUAAUAAUAAUAAUGUGAAUGUACAUCCUUCAAAGUUUAAAUAUGCUUAUGAAGCCAGUUCUAGUAAUGAUAGUCCUAUUAAUUGA
Tetrahymena thermophila SB210 is the source of this 3654-nucleotide messenger RNA. RefSeq names its product cation channel family protein. The record is from RefSeq and is a predicted model, not a curated record. Gene Ontology annotation, molecular function: voltage-gated potassium channel activity. Lineage: Eukaryota; Ciliophora; Oligohymenophorea; Hymenostomatida; Tetrahymenidae. Gene Ontology annotation, cellular component: membrane. The transcript has 5 exons. Gene Ontology annotation, biological process: regulation of membrane potential; potassium ion transmembrane transport.